CAACACGUUCUGUUACGUCACUGGGAACAGGAAAAGAACAAAAUGGAGGAGUACGCUAGGGAGCCGUGCCCCUGGAGGAUAGUGGACGACUGUGGGGGCGCCUUUACCAUGGGGGCCAUUGGUGGAGGGAUCUUUCAGGCCGUCAAAGGCUUUAGAAACUCUCCUGUUGGCGUGAAUCACAGACUGAGGGGAAGUUUGACAGCCAUAAGGACAAGGGCCCCACAACUUGGAGGAAGUUUUGCUGUGUGGGGUGGGCUUUUCUCCAUGAUUGACUGUGGGCUGGUGAAAGUGAGGGGGAAAGAGGACCCCUGGAACUCAAUCACAAGUGGAGCCAUGACAGGAGCCAUUUUAGCUGCAAGGAAUGGGCCUGUGGCCAUGGUUGGCUCUGCAGCAAUGGGAGGUAUACUGCUUGCAUUAAUAGAAGGUGCAGGAAUAAUGCUCACACGGUUUGCCUCAUCACAAUUCCCAACUGGCCCACAAUUUGCAGAUGAGCCUGCUCCCAUGCCUCCAUCUUCAUUUGGAAACUAUGGACAGUACCAAUGAGAAGCCGUUGAAAACUCAAGGCCUUUUCUUAUUCCAUGAACUCAUCAGAGACACUGAAGUUACAAUGAGGACCUGUCUGACUCAUUCAGCAGAGCAUGCACAAAUGCCACCAACUACAAAUGACUGUGUCGGGAGAAUAUGAAGAGCAAACACCAUUAUCCCUGUUAAUGCAUUUGUCUGCUGUAUGCCUUUUGCUAUUCUCAGCCUUGUCAUUUGCCUCUGGGUCACCCUAUUUAAGUUAAAGGAAAUCAAACCCAGAGUUGUGUUUCGAUCCAUGUGUCCCCAUUUUUCGUGUGUUUUGUUUUGUUUUUACAAUCGUUCUUUUUGACCUUAUUUUGAUGCAGAUGGAAAUGUUUGCCAACUUAAGCAGUUGGUAUUCUGUUUAAGUCAUGCUAGGUUGUUCAAGUUGAUCCCUUAUCAAUUGGCUGUUUAAAGUGUGUGUGUGUGUGUGUGUGUGUGUGUGUGUGUGUGUGUGUGUGUGUGUGUGUGUGUGUGUGUGUGUGUGUGUGUGUGUGUGUGUGUGUGUGUGAAUCAUUGUGCAUGUGCAGAAAAGUUUAUUAUAUGCCUGUGAACAGACUGUUUGCCUUAAUGUAAACUCUCUUUCUCAUGGGCUUCAACAAUAUCUUAAAAUAAUGUUUUUAAAGGAAUAUUCCGGGUUAAAUACAAGUUAAGCUCAAUCAA
This is a messenger RNA of Myxocyprinus asiaticus (Chinese sucker), 1224 nucleotides long. RefSeq names its product mitochondrial import inner membrane translocase subunit Tim17-A-like. Gene Ontology annotation, cellular component: mitochondrial inner membrane; TIM23 mitochondrial import inner membrane translocase complex. Gene Ontology annotation, biological process: protein import into mitochondrial matrix. The transcript has 6 exons. NCBI's taxonomy places the organism in Eukaryota, Metazoa, Chordata, Actinopteri, Cypriniformes, Catostomidae. Bases 43 to 543 code for a protein of 166 amino acids. Gene Ontology annotation, molecular function: transmembrane protein transporter activity. The record is from RefSeq and is a predicted model, not a curated record.